AUGCCUGGCGUCGACUCUAGUGAAGACGAGUCCGAACCCUUUGGUCGACUCUAUCGUACGCAGACGCAAGCAGCUAUCGAACGAGCUUCUACCCCUGAGCCAAAGAUCAGGGAGCACAUCUCUGCGGCCGCCCAAGAUGCCCCGCUGGCUCCCGAGGCCGGGCAGGCCCAAGUCCCUGGCGAGAUAACCUCGAGAGCUUAUCAGCUCGAGAUGCUCGAACAGAGCCUGAAGCAAAGCGUCAUCGUUGUGAUGGACACCGGUAGCGGCAAAACGCAAAUCGCCGUGCUUCGGAUCAAGGCUGAGCUGGAGAGGGCGAGCCCGGACAAAAUAAUCUGGUUUCUCGCUCCGACAGUGUCGCUCUGCGGUCAACAGUUCAACGCUAUCGGCCUCCAGAUCACCUCGACGCGCAUCAAGCUGUUGACCGGCAAUGAGAACGUUGACACGUGGAACGCAGACACUUGGGACUUGGCCAUGGAGGAUGUUCGCAUCGUCGUCUCGACCUACCAGAUACUGCUCGACGCUCUCAGCAAUGCCUUCCUCAGUAUAAACCGCUUAGCUCUCAUCAUCUUCGACGAGGCCCACAAUUGCGUCGACAGGCACCCGGGAAGUAAAGUCAUGGCCAACUUCUACCACAGGCGCAGAGAUCGCGGCGGCGAUAUGCCUUGCAUCUUAGGCCUGACGGCAACCCCGAGCAUGAGAUCCAAUUUCAAAGGCGUUGAGACCCUUGAGGCGAUUCUCCACGCCAAGUGCGUGUCACCAACUGUUCAUCGUGAAACACUCCUCGAAUUCGUCAAGAAGCCAGAAAUACUUUGCGCUUGGUACACCCCCCAAGCCUCUGAUCUUCUCACCAAGACCAUGCAGUCGCUCCUGCAAGCCGAGCCAAAUGACAGGAACCUUCGGUCCCUGGCGAAAGCCAUUGAGAGACACGAGACAUACUCGCAGAAUCAGAUCAAAGGUCUCUGGAACCGUUGUGUCGAAGUCCACAAGCAACUUGGCCCCUGGGCGGCCGACCUCUAUCUCUGGAACGCUUGCAAAUCCUACCUAGACCGCCUGGAGAGAACUGAUGACUUUUUUGAUCAAUGGUCGAACGCGGAGAAGCGAUACGUUGCCGAUUUCCUCCGCCGCGUUUCGCCCGAACGCCCAUCUCCGAGGCCGCAGAACAGUUCCGACUUGUCUGACAAGGUCACUGUCCUCUUGCAGGAACUGCUGUCGAUUGAACAAGAUGUUGUUGGCAUAAUAUUUAUCAAGGAACGGUCCACGGUCACGAUGCUCUGCGAAGUGCUUGCGUCGUGCCCGAGAAUCGUGGAAAGAUACCGCAUCGGCUGCAUGGUUGGCGGCUCUACGCACUCGGCCAGGAAGCGGACCUUAUACGAGUUCUGGGGCGAGACGAACCAGACGGGUCUGCAAGACUUUCGGUCGGGAGCAAUCAACUUGCUCGUGGGAACGUCUGUGCUAGAGGAGGGAAUCGACAUUCCGGCUUGCAACCUAAUUGUGUGUUUUGACAAGCCCCAUACCCCCAAGGCCUUUGUGCAGCGGCGUGGGAGGGCGCGAAUGGGAGACUCAAGGCUGGUUUGGCUCACGGAGCAAUCGCCCGACGUCAUCCAACAAUGGGAAGCACUCGAGGAGGAGCUGAAGCACAUGUAUGAGGAUGAGGAAAGGGAAAUUCGCAAGCUGGAAAUGCUGCAAGAUUCCGAGCCCGGGGGCACCAUCAACUUCGAGGUGGAGUCCACCGGGGCGCUGCUCGAUCUCGACAAUGCGAAGCAGCACUUGCAGCAUUUUUGCAGUACCGUGUCAAAGGGCGAGUUCAUCGAUAGCCGGCCCGACUAUGUUCUGCAACGUCAUUGGGACUCGUCGCCGCCCAGGUUGAGCGCGGCCGUCUUGCUCCCCCCGUUUGUUCCGGGAAAACUGCGCCGCGUCGAGGGUAAGUCCACGUGGCUGUCGGAGAAGAGUGCUACCAAGGAUGCGGCAUUUCAGGCCUACGUGGCGCUCUACAGGGCCGGCCUCGUCAGCGAGCACUUGCUGCCCCUGAAGUUCGACGCAGCGCCGUCCGUGGAGACGAGGGCACCGGAGAUUGAUGUCGAGCCGCCAUUCGAUCCCUGGUAUCAGGUGGCGAGGGAUUGGAACAAGGAUGGGCGCAGAUGGCUCUAUGCCCUGAGCUACCAGGAUGAGAAUCAGGUGCAGACUGAGUAUGAGGUUCUGCUUCCUGUCCGGCUGGACCAGAUUCGCCCUAUUGAGCUUUUCCUGGAUGUUGGGAGAGUCUGCCAGCUACAAUUCGGCCUUCCGAGGGCCGUCUCUACGCAAGAAGCUGCGGCUUGGCCUGACCAAACGUCGGCCUUGCUCGCAGUCCCGUUUGCUCACCGAUGGCACGUCGAGGACAGCCCCCAGGUUGUCAAGUUCACUGCCAAGGGGGUUGACGUUUCAAGGGAGCAGAUUGGCUCAGCACUGUUCGAUCCUCAUGACGAAGGCCACAGCGGCGGACAAUUCCUCGUUCGGGAUCAAUACGGGACUCCGUUCCUGUGCAACGGCCAGAUUGCAGAAAAGCCGCCCAUCGAAAGAGUGCAACAUCCUUUUACCGAUUAUGACCUUGCACCGAGCGAUGAGCCGUACCUGAUCCUUAGAAGGUGGACCAAGCGGUUUGAUUUCCUGCACCGCCUUCAGCCGGAUGCUGGCUCCGUGGUCACGGCCACGGAGCGCUAUCCCUGGGUGCUUCCCCAGUCGUGGGCCCUCCUCGACGAGGUCCCGGCGAGGCACGCCAAAUUUGGCAUGAUGAUUCCGUCAAUCGCACAUGAGCUGCAAGUGAUGCUGACGGCAAAGGAAUUGGCAACGACCAUCCUGCAACGUGUUGCCAUUGCUGACCUAGGCCUUGUCCGAGAAGCAAUAAGCGCCCGCAGUGCCUCGGAGCCUGUCCAUUACGAAAGGCUGGAGUUUCUAGGCGAUUCGAUUCUCAAAUACUGCACCUCGGUCCAAGCCGCUGCCGACCAUCCUGAGUGGCCCGAAGGCUACCUUUCAGGCUUCCGAGAUGGUCUCAUCUCUAAUUCAAGGCUUUGCCGAGCCGCAAUCGACAGCGGCCUUGCCAAGUUCAUCCUCACCAAGCGCUUCACCGGCAAGAAAUGGCGGCCGCUGUAUGUGGACGGGUAUCUACAGCAGACUCGAGGACACGAAAAGGGCAUCCUGAUGUCGACCAAAACACUUGCCGACGUGGUUGAGGCCUUGAUCGGGGCAUCGUACAUUGACGGGGGUGUCUCCAAGGCUGUGGUGUGCAUGUCGACCUUUUUGCGCGAAUGUGAGUGGCGGGAUGUUAGAAGAGGCCGAGAACGACUCUUCCACCUCACCCGAAGUGUCGAUACCCUGCCACCCGUGUUGGAGCCGCUCGAGAAAUUGGUCGGGUACUCUUUCCAGAAGAAAGAGCUUCUCAUCGAGGCCGUGACGCAUGCUUCGUAUGUACUGGACGCCGGCAGGCGAUCAUAUGAGCGACUCGAGUUCCUCGGCGAUGCAGUUCUCGACCACAUUGUUGUCACGAAGCUGUUUGGCGUCAGGCCUCCCCUACCGCACUAUGACAUGCACACACUCAAGACAGCCAUGGUCAACGCAGAUUUUCUCGCCUUGGUCGUCAUGGAAAAUGGUCUGCGCCAGAGUGAUGGCGCGGCCGCGGAAGAGGCCGGGAGUGGUGAGCGGGAUGGAGGCUUGGCGUUGUGGAAUUUCAUGCGCCAUGCCUCCCCUGCCAUCGGGGCCGAACAAGGACGGAUGCGGAAGCGACAUGGCGCCAUGAGGACAGCAAUCCUAGAGACCAUGGAACGCGGAACGCAUUACCCGUGGGCGUUGCUCGCGCGGAUGCAGGCGAAAAAGUUCUUUUCGGACUUGUUCGAGGCACUCCUGGGGGCCGUCUGGAUCGACUCGGGCUCCAAGGAAACGUGCGAGGCCGUGGUGGCGCGGUUCGGCAUCCUGUCUUACCUAGAGCGACUGCUGGGGGACAAGGUCGAGGUCCAGCAUCCCAAGCAGUUGCUCGGCAAGCUGGCCGUCGCGGACACGGUCACGUAUGACAUCGAUGCCAAGGAGGGCAACGACGGCGAGAAGAGGUAUCUGUGCACAGUCCUAGUGGGGGACAGGGUUGUUGCCGAGGUGGACGACGGCGUGAGCAGGGAGGAGGUGCAGACGAAGGCAGCGCACGAGGCUGUCGGGCUGCUCAAGAGGGAGCAAGAGUCGUCGCAUGUCGGCUGA
Messenger RNA from Hirsutella rhossiliensis, 4218 nucleotides. Its product is annotated as ribonuclease III domain-containing protein. NCBI's taxonomy places the organism in Eukaryota, Fungi, Ascomycota, Sordariomycetes, Hypocreales, Ophiocordycipitaceae. Gene Ontology annotation, cellular component: cytoplasm; RISC complex; nucleus. The transcript has 7 exons. Gene Ontology annotation, molecular function: RNA binding; ribonuclease III activity; ATP binding. Gene Ontology annotation, biological process: siRNA processing. Bases 1 to 4218 code for a protein of 1405 amino acids. The record is from RefSeq and is a predicted model, not a curated record.